This is a messenger RNA of Spirodela intermedia, 3309 nucleotides long. The record is from the annotation of a GenBank genome assembly. NCBI's taxonomy places the organism in Eukaryota, Viridiplantae, Streptophyta, Magnoliopsida, Alismatales, Araceae.
AUGGACCGGCAGGCCGCCCACGAGUACGCGGCGGCGAUGGCCCACGCGCAGCAGCAGCAGCAACAGCAGCCGCCGCCGUACGGCUACCACCAGCAGCAGUUUCCUCCGCCACCGCAGCAGCUUCCCCACGGGAGCCCCCCUUUCAUGAACCCUGCUCAUCAUCCUUCUCUGCAACAGCACCAGUUUCCCUUCCACCGCCACCUCCCACCUCUCCCGCAGCAGCAGCAGCAGCUAGGCCCCCUCCAUCUCCACCAGCACCAUCCUUCUCUCAUGCACAUGCAGCAGCAGCCUCUCCCCUCGGCCUUCUCCUCCCACCUUCCUCCCCAUCUCAUGGCCCCUUCCGGAUCCUUCCCCUACCAAUUCGAUUCGGCGCCUCCGCCGGUGGCCCCUCCGCCCUCCGAUCCAGAGCUCCACAAGUGCAUCGACAAGCUCGUGGAGUACGUCUCUAAGAACGGCCCGGAUUUCGAGGUCAUGAUCCGGGAGAAGCAGCACAACAACCCCAUCUAUGCCUUCCUCUUCGGCGGCGAGGGGCACGGCUACUACCGCUACAAGCUAUGGCUGUCCACCAGAGGAGGCCCUCCUGGAUCGCCUUUCAAUUCUCCCUUCUCCUCCUCCAUGGGUGUGGUGCCUCCCCAGCUGCUGAACCCUCCUCCCUCCGCCGGCGGCGGUGGCCCCCAUCUCCACCAGCAGUUCCCACCUUACCACGAUCAGCAGCCGCAGCCGCCCCAUUCCCAUCCUUCCCUGGGUUACGAUCAUCCCAAGUCCUCCUUCAAAGGGCUCUCCGGGCCGCUCCCUUCAGAUGUGGCGGCCGAGCUCAGUAGCGUCCUUCACAGUCUCACCGGAACGAAAGAAUCCAUCAAAGGUGCGAAGAUGUGGUUCAUGCAGAGGUCUCCUUUCGCUCCUGCUCUGGCUGAAGCUCUGAGAGAGAGGAUGUUCUUGUUGGAUGAUUCAGAGCGGCAGAUGCAUAUCAUUUUCCUGGCCAAUGACAUCCUCUUUGACAGGUGCGGCAUCCAUUAAACUCCCCUGAUUUUUUUUUCUGUUCCUUUCUUUCGUCGACCCGCAAUCCAAGAAAGCUGCCAUCAGAUGGAUUCUGCAUCCUUUUCUAAUGAUCUUGCAGAAACGUGCCAUCUAAUCCAUACUUUUUAUCUGUUUAUCGCUUGAUCAUUCCAUCCUAGUUGGUUCCACCUUUUGCCCAGUCUAUCACAGCUACGGUGGCCUUUCCCAGCUUUGGUUUGGGAAAUGCUUUACCCCUUCUAAAUCGGCCGUAGAGACUCCCAUCCUCGUAGCUGGAAGAACACCCAUUGAGACUGGCCACUCAUUUGCAGCUGUCUUCCUGUAACCAGAAGUUCACUCAUUUUGCAGCUCACCCAUCCUUCAUCAAUCUUUUUCGACGGAAAGGUAUUGAAUUCUCUGUGAUUUCCGCUUUCCGUAGGUCACUAAACCUGCAGACUUUUUCUCUCGCUCAUAUUUUUCGUCGUGAUGAAGGAUUCUGACAGAAAAUGAAUGAGGGAAGAUUGGAAGUGUGACUUCCAGGAACACCGUUUUGAUGGUUUUUCUGAGCAGAAAAUGGGGGGUAGGAACUGUGGGUCUUCAAGGGUUUCACUCGUAGCAUCGGUCAGAUUUUUAAAUAGCAUACUUUGAAAACAGGAUCUUGAUUGGCAUGGACUCUCUCAGUUCGUCCGCAUGGCCAUCUCACCUGUUCCUAUGAAUCAAGGGAUCGAGCUCUGAGGCUGUGCAGGAAUGGGUGGCUAUUCGGAAGUGGGUCAUCGUUGACCUCCCUCCCCAGUGGGCCUCAUCUGCUGUGCUGACAAGUAUAUGAUAUGGCAGUCUUGAUUGAGGUUCCACUCUGGGUUAGAAUUUUUUUUGGGGCUUCUACACUGACCAAGAAUAGAACACAGUCAGAUUUGGCUGCCCAUGUUUCAUCUCUUUUCAAGAAACUAGUCUACUUUAUUUUAUUUUUAUCUAGGGAGUACUUGAUCGACGACUGAAGGACAUGUUUCUCUCUCUCUCUCUCUCUCUGUUUCUUUUUCCCUGUGCUCUCAAUAGGGUUUAGGGCGCGGUUUGUUCUUGGGCUUUUUCCUAAAAUAGUAAUUAUCUCCUUGCCCUUUGCUCUCAACUAUGGUGUGCAGCCUGCAGCGGCGGCACGUGCAGCAGGAGCUGGACAAUGUGGCGCUGGCCUUCAAGCCCGUGCUGGGGCCGAUGCUGUCGAGGAUCUACGGCAACCCUCAGAACCGUGAGUCGAACCAGUCCCGGCUGGAGAAGAUCGUCCAGUUCUGGGCUUCUAAGGAGGUCUUCGAUCAGGAGACCAUCCACGCCCUCGAGGAUGAGAUGACCCAGGGCUCCUACCACCCUGGUGGCCUGCCUGAACUCCCCUCCGCCGCCCUGCAAGAUCCCUCCGCUGCCGCCGGCGGUAUGUUUCUGGGUUGUCCUGGGUGGCAAAAAAGAUUUGAUUUUUAUGCAGAUUUAUGUUUCUGGGUUUUGCCUGGGCGGUUAAAAAGAAUUGAUUUUUAUGCGAACUUUGCUUUGGGGGUGCGCACAGGUUUGCCACACCAGGCGCCGCAGUUCCACUCCCAGUGGGCGCCGGCAGAGCAGCUGAGGGGCCCCUCCUCCGAAGAGCUGCAGAAGAAGCAGCUCCUCCUUCCUGCCGCUCCGCCACCCUCGCUGGCCUCCCAAUUCGCGGCGGCGGCGCCAUCCCAGCAGCUGCUCCUCACCUCCGUUGCCGCCGUAUCGUCCUUCCCGGCGGCCCAGGCUCUGCCGCAGGUGGCGGCAGCGGGGUUGGAGAAGGCGGCUGCAGUGGCAGUGCCGCCACCGUACCCACUGUUCCCACCGGGGCUGAUCCCGGGCAUGGUGAAGAAGAUGCAAGUGGGCAGCGGCGUUCCCUACUCGCCAAUCAGCCCGCUGGACAUCCCCACCGUGAUCCCUCCCUCCACCGCCUCCCCCUCGGAGCUGCUGGAGCGGGUCUCUAAAUUCUUCAAGGAAAUCGGCGAGGAGAACCCCUCCGAGGGGCCGAUGCGGGUGGCGGCAGCAGCGGAAGGCGGUGACUACGACUGGGAGCCGCCGCCGCGCAUGGGCGGCGCCUGCAUCCCACCGCCGGCGGCUCUGCAGGUGGACACUGAGGGCGGCAUGGAGCGGAAGACCGGGGGUGGCAGUGGUGGUGGGGGCUCCGGCAGGCUGGGGCUGGGCGCCGCCGCCGCCGAUCCGAACGAGGUGAGCCAGUACGACGAUGUGUACUCCUCAUACAGGAAGCAGCGGAGCUCCAAUUACCACUCCUCGAUGAGUGCGAGGUCGUCGUCAUCUUCGGCGAGGUGA